Molecule: messenger RNA, 1633 nt
Organism: Thamnophis elegans (Western terrestrial garter snake)
Lineage: Eukaryota; Metazoa; Chordata; Lepidosauria; Squamata; Natricidae
Gene: CD83
Product: CD83 molecule
Exons: 5
Coding region: 36-596 (186 amino acids)
Source: RefSeq, a predicted model, not a curated record
AAAAGAACCAAGAUCUCCCCUUUGGCUGAGCACUCAUGGCCUCAAUGCGUUGCUAUCAGCUUGUCUUCUUAAGUCAAAUCUGGUUUGGGCUUCGUGCAGCAGUUGCUGUCCCACAAGAAGUUGAGGCGACCUGUAAUGAAGAUGCUUUUCUCCCUUGUAAGGUUUUCCAAGAUCUACAGCUCACAACUGGAACUAUCUCCUGGCAUAAGAUUGAUGAAAACCACAGAGGGCCGAAGGACGCGGAAUAUAAUAAAGAACAUGCAUAUUCCAGAGGAUUUAACGACUCCUUAGAGAUUUCUAAUGGCACUUGGCAUUUUCUGAAGAUUAAACAUGCUACGCACUUGAGUAGUGGAACUUAUAAAUGUAUCUUACUGGAACCAGUCAGAGAAUACAACCAAAGUACAAUUAUACUCAGAGUAAUAGGCUGUCAUGAGGAAUCGCAAAAUCUGAAACUCCAAAAAUACACCACAGAACUAUUGUUGCUAAUCACUAUUGGGAGCUUCUAUUUGUUACUUAUCAUCCUUACUUGUACAUGCUUAAAAGAGAGAAGAUCUUCUGAUCAUCAUAAAUCUGAAAAGCAAACUCUACCUUUAUAGUACCUAUCGAAAGAAUGGUUUCUAUUACCCAAUAUUGGACAGCAUUGGGAAAGACAACCUUAUCAGUUAAUUUGGUGGUGCUACAAGGAGCUCGUCAAUAGUACUAUGUCAACAAAUAGAUAUUGUCACAAUACUGUAGAUGAAGGAUAUAACUGCAUAAGUGCCUUACUCGGUCUGGUACUCUUUAGGUUGUCAAGUCCUCACAUUUCAUUACAAGUGAGUAUUUUGUGACUCAUCAGGAUUAUCAGAUGUAGUUUCAGAUCUGCACAAAAGUCCAAAUGUCCCUCCCUACCAAUCACUCAGUGCAAUUAUUGGUAGCUUUUAAUUGCACCAGCUUCUGGAUUGCUCCAAUUAUGAGAGAAAGGCAAACAGGAACUAUCACAGCAAGAAAAAAACUCAAGCUCAGCAAUUAACCAGUGACUGAAAUCUUAUUAACUGGCAUCUCAAUUCCUUGUAUGGAUUUGAAAUCAUAUCUGGCAAGGCCCUUUGUAUUGCAUCAUAUAUUUAGUAAGAAGAUAAGAAAAAUUCAGAGAACAUUACAGUUAUUCCUCAUUCAAUGACCACUCAUUCAAAGACCAUUCAAAGUUAUGUUGGUGCUGAACAAGGAGACUUACAACUGGUCUUCAUACUUGUGGCCACUGGAGCAUCUCCAUGGUCACAUGAUUGCACAUGGCAAUCAACUUGCAAUGACAAUAGUUGCAGUAAUCCUAUGAUGACCUGGAUGUCAUUUGUGACCUUCACUGUUAGUUUCCAACAAGCAAAGUCAUUGGGGAAGCCAGCAGGGAUUCCAAAUAGUAAUCAUGUGACAUCUUGCCUAAUGACCAUAUGGGAUUUACUUAAUUGAUGGCAACUGGAAUUGCCACAACUGCUGUUGUGACCUCCCAUGUUCAUGUGAUAUUGCACUUUACAACUGCAUUGUAAUGGUUAAUGAUGGAAUUGCCAAUCCCAAUUACUGUCAUUAAGUGACGACUACUGUAUUUCAUUUCCUGCAAGAUGAAUAUACCGCAUUUUUCGGAGUGUAAGAUGCAUUCCCCCCC